Messenger RNA from Encephalitozoon romaleae SJ-2008, 1083 nucleotides. RefSeq lists its product as hypothetical. Gene Ontology annotation, molecular function: 3'-5'-RNA exonuclease activity; nucleic acid binding; nucleotide binding. Lineage: Eukaryota; Fungi; Microsporidia; Unikaryonidae. The record is from RefSeq and is a predicted model, not a curated record. The transcript has a single exon. Gene Ontology annotation, cellular component: nuclear exosome (RNase complex); nucleolus. Bases 1 to 1083 code for a protein of 360 amino acids. Gene Ontology annotation, biological process: nuclear polyadenylation-dependent snRNA catabolic process; poly(A)-dependent snoRNA 3'-end processing; exonucleolytic trimming to generate mature 3'-end of 5.8S rRNA from tricistronic rRNA transcript (SSU-rRNA, 5.8S rRNA, LSU-rRNA).
AUGAAUCUGUUGGAUAUGAGUAUCAAGUUUGUGGAGGGAAUCAAUUUAUUUCUACGCCAGGAGAGCCAUGACCUGAAUGGCCUGGAAAUAGAAAGGCUGGUCCAAAGGAUUGAAGAGAUCCAGCUACUCGUAAAGGACUCGGAAGAUAGGUUCAAACGGAUUCUUGAGAGUAUUGAAGUGGAGGAGAGCAUUAGGCCAGACACCAUUGUGGCCAUAACAAAAAACAAGAAGCCACUUUGUAUUUUAGGAAAAGAGAUAGUCAAGCCAAGAAUAGAAAGUAUUGAUGCAGAAAACAUCGACUGCUGCCACACACCGUCAUUCGGAGAAUUCAAGGCAUUUUCAAGUACUGUGUAUGUAAAGACACUCGAUCAGUUAUUGGAUAUGGACAAAACUAUUACGCAGGCUGCAAUAGAGAUGUUUGACCAUUCAUAUAGGUCGUACGAAGGGUUUACAUGCUUUAUCUCUGUUGGCGAUGCAAAGGGCAACGUCUACAUAAUAGAUGCAAUAAAGUUCAGAGCAGCCAUUUCCAGGCUUGAAUUGCUCAAAUGUCACGUCCCAAAGAUAAUACACUGCAGGGCUUGUGUCGAGAGGCUUCUCAGAGACUUUAGGCAGGUCGGGUGCUUUAGAAGUUAUGAAAUCUCUCCGAAAAUGGUUUUUAUCGAUUGGAGAAUACGUCCUGUUCCAGGGUUUCUUCUUGAGGUUUUAUUCAAAGGCGUCCAUGAAAUAAGAGAAAUGGCUGCCAGUGGUGUUGAAAUGAAGGUCUACUGCAGCAAAGAGAUCGAUGAGACAAAGGACAUGGCUUCAAGAUAUGGUAUCUCUGAAGAUGAAGAGAUUCUUGAGAAUCUUUUGAAGCUAAGAAGGUUUCUUGCAAGAAGUAACGACGAAUCUGUCCACUAUGUCAUGACUGACGAUCAGGUUGUAAGGCUGUUGAAGGCCAAGCCAACCACACAGGAAAAGAUGGUUGAGGUGCUGAAAAGGCUUUCUCCUCUGGCAAGGCAGCAUAUAAUGGACUUCAUACUCCUAUUCAGCGGCAGUAAGAAAAGCUUUCUAUUAAAAGAUCUCAUGGAGCCAAAUCAAGAAUGA